AUGGGAGGCGCGGUUUCGAUGUGGGAACAGUCUGCUUUUCGCGCGAUGAAUGUGUCCAUGAAGUCAAAUAAAGCCGGUGCUGGCGGCGCCGUUUACGCCGACGAUUCGUUGUUGGACCUUCUGGCAUCGACAAUAAAGGAUAACUCUGCAUCGGGGGGUGGCGGCGGGCUUCACAUUCGAUUGUCUGCGGAUAAUGCGUUCAAGUCCAACAUCGCUGGCCUGCUGAACCAAUGCACUCUGAAGAAAAAUGACGCCAAGGUCGGAGGCGGGCUAUAUUUCUUCGAACAGCAGCCCUCUUCCGGGACCACGCAAAGACUGCCCAGCAGGGCACCAUCCCAUCGCAUCGCCCUGGUGCAGUCUGAGUUCGUCAACAACUCUGCAGCUCAGACGGGAGGCGCGCUCUUCACAAACAGCCCACGCCACGUGGACGUGCACUGCGAAUCCACCCAGACCCUCCAGUACCUCCAAUCUGUGGCCUCCGAACAUGAACAUGGAGCAAUCGUCGCCUCGGAGAGUAACGGCAUGAAGAGAUCAAAUCCCUGCGCAGACACAUGGGUUCGAAACACUGCUGGAGCCAUCGCGGAGGGGGGUGCGGCUGCCACCCCCGCCGUUGCCGCCAGAAUCUGUGGAGUUGAGUCGGGAAGCUGCAUCGCCGAAGGUUCCGGAAGCGACAAGUUUCUGCUGAGGAAUCACACAAGCGGCCAGGACCUGGAGCCCUUCGCCGUCGAGCUGCUUGACGCGUUUGGCAAUCCCGCCAUCGCUCAACGGGACAUGCGCAUUCUCGUUUUGGCCGACUCCGAGGAGGUGUCCCUGUCCGGUCAACUCGUCGCCAACGCCGGAGUGAGGACAGACUUCACCGACGUGCGCCUUCGCAGCAGGGUGGACACCGUGUAUGACGUGCUGCUGCGCUUCGACCCAGACGACCUGCCGCCGCUCGUCUUUCGCGUGCAGGUCAGGGAAUGCUUGCCGGGAGAGGUGGCAGACGCACAAGGCACCCUGUGCUCUCCUUGCACGCACGGAACUUACAGCUUCUCGCCCGCGCAGUGGUGCUCGAUUUGCCCAGCAGACGCGCAGUGCACGGCCGCAACCGUCACGCCAAACGACGGCUACUGGCACUCGACUUCCAAAUCGCGCCAGAUCCACCCGUGCAUUUGGCCCAAGGCGUGCAAGUUUGCGGGCAGGGACGGCGUGCUGGUGGACCAGGCGAGGGAGGCACAUUUGGAGGGCAGGCGCCUGGAUGCAGAGGAGUACAGGCAGUGCUCUCAGGGUCACGCCGGGGUGCUGUGCGCCGAGUGCGAGCGUUCCCGCGGCAAGACGGGCUCCGGGGAGUGCGUAGACUGCGGCGGCUGGGCCAAGAGCAUCACGCUGGCGUUCUUCACGGCCGCCUGGUUCGUUCUGUUAGUCUACAUGGUGUUCACGAACGCCAUGCCGGUGUCCAAGCCCUCCAGCCCGGAAUCCGUCCCAACCGUUCGCGCGACGGACAAUCCGAGCUACAUGGCCAGCCACACGCUGGAAUUCCUCGAGGCAGCCAGGGGAUCGUCUCCUAGAUCCCCCACGCCUGUUUCUAGGGCGAGCAAGCAGCGGUACCCGAGUCGCUGUGCGGUGCUUCGAGCCCCGAGCGCUGGAGCGGGGAGCCAGUUUUCCAUUCGCCAUCUCGAUGACCCCUCGACCGAAAGCAGAUGCUACACAACUGACGUCUUAAAG
Molecule: messenger RNA, 1704 nt
Organism: Ostreobium quekettii
Lineage: Eukaryota; Viridiplantae; Chlorophyta; Ulvophyceae; Bryopsidales; Ostreobiaceae
Source: the annotation of a GenBank genome assembly